AUGAAGGUGGAGAUAUUGUUUAGAGAUAUAAUUGCCACUGGGGAGGGAUCUUGGGCACCAUCCAUAGGGUUGGUUCCUAAUGAUAUUGGUUUCAUAGAUAGUGCAGAAGUAAUGCUUAAUGAAGAUGACAAUAUUGUAGAAUGUUUAGAUGUUUUGGAUGAUGAACCAAAUCUCAAUACACAUGGCAUUGAUGAUAUUCCUGCUGAUUUAGAUACGCGGGAUAAAGGAAAUAAGAAGUUUGGUCUUGCGGUUCAAUGUAAGAAAAGAAAGAAAGGAGUUCAAAUUGUUAGUGAACAUUUGAGUCGUAUUUGUAAUGUAAUAGAAAGUAAGAAUACAGUGACAUCUAAGAGCUACGAUAAGCUUGGAUGUAAUAUUGAGGAGGUAAUGGAUGUUGUUCGGGGGAUUGCUGAAAGAGAAAAUGACAUUGAUAUCCUUAAGUUUGCAACAGAGGUAUUUCUUAAGAGAUCACAUAGAGAGAUGUUUGUGACUAUUAAAGAGCCAUGGUUGCAGAUUGACUUUAUUAAGCGAAUGGGAAAUAGAGAAAUUAACCGUCGUAGCAUGGAUUAA
Corylus avellana is the source of this 567-nucleotide messenger RNA. The record is from RefSeq and is a predicted model, not a curated record. Lineage: Eukaryota; Viridiplantae; Streptophyta; Magnoliopsida; Fagales; Betulaceae.